This is a messenger RNA of Exophiala oligosperma, 207 nucleotides long. RefSeq lists its product as uncharacterized. Bases 1 to 207 code for a protein of 68 amino acids. The record is from RefSeq and is a predicted model, not a curated record. Lineage: Eukaryota; Fungi; Ascomycota; Eurotiomycetes; Chaetothyriales; Herpotrichiellaceae. The transcript has a single exon.
AUGAACAAUCUCAUAUACGCCCUAACAUUUCCUAAUUUUAUCAUCACAGCAUGGGACUCAGAGGCUGUCUGGCGGGUGGACGGUGGCAAAGUCGUGCACAAGGGAGCAGGGCGUGUAGAGGAGACGGAGAACAACAACAUGACAUGGUGGUACUAUGGUCCCAGCGAUGAGCGGACCAAGCCGUCGACGAUAUCACAAAGGGCUUGA